Durusdinium trenchii is the source of this 227-nucleotide messenger RNA. The record is from the annotation of a GenBank genome assembly. Lineage: Eukaryota; Dinophyceae; Suessiales; Symbiodiniaceae.
GCGUGAACCCUGCUGCCGGCUUGUCGCUGUUGCGUGCCACCUCCGCGGUGGCCGAAAGCUUCCAGAGUGUCAACAGCUCGACAGUGGAGCGUGAAGCGCAAACCGCCAAGCUGCAGACGCUGUUCUCCAAGCUGGGCACCGCACUGUUGCUGCAGCUGGCUGACGGCCAGACCACGGAGAUCGCCUCUGUGGCGAGCGACGGCACGGGCACAGAGACAUGGCGGUUU